Molecule: messenger RNA, 1291 nt
Organism: Sesamum indicum (sesame)
Lineage: Eukaryota; Viridiplantae; Streptophyta; Magnoliopsida; Lamiales; Pedaliaceae
Molecular function (GO): polysaccharide binding
Source: RefSeq, a predicted model, not a curated record
GGAUCCCAUAUUCUCCAGGCUCUGCUUUUUAGGACAUGAAAAACAAUCAUCUUUCUCCACAAAAGUUCUCUUCUCCUUUUGAAAUUACCUGUCCACCUCUAGUGUAUUAAUUAGUCUUGAAGAUAUGAUGCAAAGUGAUAUCAACUCUCCCUGCCCAUUAUCCAUGUUACUUCACAUGAGAUCAUGGCAUUGGUUACUCACUCACAAUUUGAUCACACUCUUCUUGAUUUACCCACUUCUGGCUAUUCCAAGUAUCAUCCCCCUCAAUGGUACAUGUCAUGAUAAAUGUGGCAGCAUCCCCAUAAGCUUUCCAUUUGGUUCUGGUUUUGGUUGUGGGCAUCCUGAUUUUUCUCGGUACAUAAAUUGUAGUUCUGGGAUUCUCCAGUUCUCCACCGGCACUGGCAGUUACACGAUAUCUUCGAUAGACUAUGCAAGCAACACUCUUGUCAUUGCCGAUCCCCUUAUGUCUACUUGUUCGUCAAUGCAGAACUCUGGAAGCUUUACAUUGGAUCGUGCCAGCCCGUUUAGUAUAAUGCCAAAUAAUAUAUUUGUGUUGGUGGGAUGUUCCACCACGUCUCCGGUUUUUGAUCGUAAUGCUGAUUUUUGUGAUACAGGUUCUGGUUUGAAUGUGUGUAGGGGUUUGUAUUCUUGCAAAGGGGUGACAGGUAUUGGACUGGAACCAAAUGCACCAAUAUCUACGUGCUGUGUCUAUGAUCCGGCAACGUCACUUAGUUCAGGGUAUGGUUUGGAUCUUCCUAAGCUUCAGUGUUCAUCGUACUCGGCAAUAUAUGGAUUUGGAGGGAAUGAAGGGGAUCCGAUGAAAUGGCAAUAUGGGAUUUCAUUGCAAUACAACGACUCGUAUUACAGUAAUUCGUGCAAGAAUUGCGAGGAUAGUGGAGGAUUCUGUGGGUUCUCUGGUUCGGAUGAGUCGUUUGCUUGUAAAUGUCGUAACGGUGUCAACUCCACCAUCAAUUGCUAUGGAAGAGGAUAUGGUUGGAGUGGGACAAGCAGACACAAAAUUCAAACACCAUUGACAAUUGGAGGGUUCUUGCUUUCAUGGAUGAUUAUUGCUUUCUUUUAGACAAGCACUUUAGCUGAUUUCUGUCCUGAGUUGGAGAACAUUCGAAACUUGUCAAAUUCUUGGGAGGGAUCGAUGCUUUUAAUGAGAAGCAGUUGUGUUUUUUACAUCCAGAUUGAGUGGAAAUUUACCUCAGUGUUUCAAAGUUAACUAUAUAUAUCUAUCAUUGCCUAUGUAUUUGUCAUAGUAAUAUAUGCGGCAGCCCAUCCUUAA